AUGACUUGUGGGGCUCCCUGUGAUGACACCCCGUGCUCAGGCAUCCGCCUCCCUGAUCGGCUCUUUGUCCUGGGUAUCGGCUUCUUCUCACUCUGCUUCCUGAUGACAUCUUUGGGAGGCCAGCUCUCUGCCCGGCGCCCGGGGGACUCCCCCUUCACCAUCCGCACAGAAGAUGAGGACAGCGGGGGCUCGGAGGAGUCACAUGACGUGCUGCCGGGCCACCGCCCCAGUCAGCAGCCAGGAUUCAGACCCUCCCUGCGGGGUGUGAGCUGCUGGAACUUCCAACAGAGACCUGCUGUCGUGACUCUCCAGCUGUGCCCCGGGCCAGGAAGGCGGCCCCCGGGGGCGGGCAGCUGUCACCGCUGUGCCUCCCCGGGCGGACAGAUCCCCCGAGAGGAGCCCAGGUUUCCCCCGGGGGCCGGCCUCAUGGAGCGGAUCCAGGCCAUCGCCCAGAACGUCUCAGACAUCGCCGUGAAGGUGGACCAGAUCCUGCGUCACAGCCUGAUUCUCCACAGCAAGGUGUCUGAAGGCCGGCGGGACCAGUGUGAGGCACCCAGUGACCCCAAGUUCCCCGACUGCUCAGGGAAGGUGGAGUGGAUGCGCGCCCGCUGGACCUCUGACCCUUGCUACGCCUUCUUCGGGGUGGACGGCACCGAGUGUUCCUUCCUCAUCUACCUAAGCGAGGUCGAGUGGUUCUGCCCCCCGCUGCCUUGGAGGAAUCAGACAGCCACCCAGAUGGCCCCCAAGUCCCUCCCCAAAGUCCAGGCAGUUUUCCGGAGCAACCUGUCCCACCUCCUGGAGCUGAUGGGCAGUGGGAAGGAGUCUCUAAUCUUCAUGAAGAAACGGACCAAGCGGCUCACGGCCCAGUGGGCACUGGCCGCCCAGCGGCUGGCACAGAAGCUGGGAAGCGUCUGGAGGGACCAGAAGCAGAUCCUCGUUCAUAUCGGCUUCCUGACGGAGGAGUCUGGUGACGUGUUCAGCCCAAGGGUGCUGAAGGGCGGGCCUCUGGGGGAGAUGGUGCAGUGGGCAGACAUCUUGGCCACUCUCUAUGUCCUGGGCCAUGGCCUGCGGAUCACAGUGUCCCUGAAGGAGCUGCAGAGUAACUUAGGGGUGCCGCCAGGCCGGGGGAACUGCCCGCUCACCAUGCCCCUGCCUUUUGACCUCAUCUACACUGACUACCACGGCCUGCAGCAGAUGAAGCAGCAUAUGGGAUUAUCCUUCAAGAAGUACAGAUGCCGAAUCCGGGUCAUUGACACCUUCGGGACAGAACCCGCAUACAACCAUGAGGAAUACGCCACAUUGCACGGAUACCGGACCAACUGGGGCUACUGGAACCUCAACCCCAAGCAGUUCAUGACCAUGUUCCCUCACACCCCGGACAACUCCUUCAUGGGCUUCGUGUCCGAGGAGCUCAACGAGACGGAGAAGCAGCUCAUCAGAGGCGGCAAGGCCAGCAACAUGGCUGUGGUGUAUGGCAAGGAGGCGAGUAUCUGGAAGCUCCAGGGGAAGGACAAGUUUCUGGGCGUCCUGAACAAGUACAUGGAGAUCCACGGCACGGUGUACUAUGAGAGCCAGCGGCCCCCCGAGGUCCCGGCCUUCGUGAAGAACCACGGUCUCUUGCCACAGCCUGAGUUCCAGCAGCUGCUGCGCAAGGCCAAGCUCUUCAUAGGGUUCGGCUUCCCCUACGAGGGCCCUGCCCCGCUGGAGGCCAUCGCCAACGGCUGCGUCUUCCUACAGGCCCGCUUUAGCCCGCCCCACAGCUCCCUCAACCACGAGUUUUUCCGAGGCAAGCCCACCUCCAGAGAGCUGUUCUCCCAGCACCCCUACGCAGAGAACUUCAUUGGCAAACCCCACGUGUGGACCGUCGACUACAACAACUCGGAGGAGUUUGAAGCGGCCAUCAAGGCCAUCAUGAGAACCCAGCCCUCAGGGCUUGGGGGCAAGGUGCAGACAGAGGCCACACGCUAUCGGUCUGAAAAGUUCCGCUGCCCGGCUGGGCCCUAG
Molecule: messenger RNA, 2004 nt
Organism: Puma concolor (puma)
Lineage: Eukaryota; Metazoa; Chordata; Mammalia; Carnivora; Felidae
Source: RefSeq, a predicted model, not a curated record